Molecule: messenger RNA, 3944 nt
Organism: Pseudophryne corroboree (corroboree frog)
Lineage: Eukaryota; Metazoa; Chordata; Amphibia; Anura; Myobatrachidae
Product: stimulated by retinoic acid gene 6 protein-like
Exons: 20
Coding region: 1-2358 (785 amino acids)
Biological process (GO): vitamin A import into cell
Cellular component (GO): plasma membrane
Molecular function (GO): retinol transmembrane transporter activity; signaling receptor activity
Source: RefSeq, a predicted model, not a curated record
AUGCUUGAUCCUAGGUUUAAGUCGUACAUUGUGUCUUUCUUUCCAACUGACGGAGAUCUUAAUAGAAGCAAAGAGCUCCUGUGUGUACUCAGAAAGAGUUUUCAGUACAGCCGGGAACCUUGUCAGCGAUCAGCGCAGGAGGUUACUUCCUCAAAAUGUGGAAAAUUCUAUGAGGAAGACCUUUACCAGCAAUUACAUCAAAGUACGGAGACUGCUGUAAUGAUGGAUUCCAGCGGGGAUGAGUUAAUAUUGAGUGAAGAUGAUGUAAACAUUGAUGAGGGCGAGGAUGUGCUCUGCUUCCCUGCUGCUGGCUCCACCCACUACACUCACAGGGCUGCGUGUAACACACAGCCCAUCUUACCUCUUCCUGCUCCUCCUCAUUUUCCUGCACAGAGCUGCCUCCCUCCACCACACUGUCCCGGCCCCGGCUCCUGCUCUUCACAGGAAGGAGCAGCCAUAGCCAGACUCCCCACCACUAAUGACACUGGAGGUCUAACCAGGAACACCUGUAUAAAAUCUAUGCGAAUGGACCUCUUUGUUCAUUAUUCACUUAUACCUGCGGCUCUUAUUACAAUUCUAUUAUCCUUUCUCCAACGGCAAGCAAGGCAUCCAAAAUCUGUGGACAAAUUACCACUGGCCCAGAGAUUUGGAAUAGUUGUGCCAGUGAACUUCAUAAGCAGUUACUCCAACAGAUGGUCUUAUGGGGCUGCAUGUGGAGCCACAGCUACUACAGUAUUUCUGUUGUUCUUGAAUGAGUAUCCAAAUUACUUCAACUUCAAAGCUCCAGCCUGGGCCACAGUUCUAGUUUAUCUUCUGUCUGCUUUGGAGGUUGGGCUGGAUUAUUAUCCUUUCUUUGCCUGCUUAUCAACAGACAACAGGCUCAUAGGUUCAUCUCUUGGAUUCUGCUACUCCCUGUGCUGGUUUUGUGUGCAGCUGGCAGAUGUCUUUGAAUGUCAGACAAUAACUCAUGCUUCAGUCAUCCUCGUCCUUACACCUGUCCCAUCUCUAGCAUGCUGUCUGUUUCUGAUGGGAAGAUUUCUACAAAUGUUGGUGACAACAUCCCUCUCUCUUUACAGACAAGUGGAAAUAAAGGAUGAAGAGGAACCUCUGUUACCUAAACACUUAACAAACUAUGUCAGACAGAUCCUGAAAUCGCCACCCAAACAGGGUGAGCAGAUUCCUUCAAGCAAAUGGAAGAUUUAUACAUGGGACCGUUAUUUUAAAUUCCCCACCAGGAUCAUAGUGACCGCAGUGCUUUGUCUUAUCUGUUUGUACAAUUUUGUCCUAGUAGAUUUUUCUCUCUCACCAAUAGCUGUGCAAGGCCUGGACACAUGGAUACUCGAAACAGUUAACAUUUCUUUUUCCGACCAGACGAAACAGGUCUUACUGAUACUGAAAGAAUGCUGGUUUUAUUCUACCUUUGCAGCCGCCAUCACAAGUGUCGUCUAUGUCUUGCACAUGCUCUCCUGUUACAGAAAAGAAAUGAAUAAACUUUAUAAAGGUGUAUCAGAGAUUCCAGUAAAGGGUCGUUCACCUGUUAUCCUGGCAGCCAGCAUCAGAUAUACAGGAAAUCAGAUUGCCUACUUACUGUGGGGAUACUUUCUACUGCACCUCAUGUUCUUCUUGAUAAGCCUUAUUAUAUCAUUCUGGUUUGUCCUCCCGAUACAGCAGGGAAAUGGAAUGAUGAUUCUAGAGGGGCUCGGAUACACACUGCUGGGAAUAGUCCUCAUGAUAGCUGUCACUGUUUCCCAGAUCAUGGCUGCUCAAUUUCUUUUUCUACAAGAUAAAAUCUCACCCACUGAUAAGAACAAACCAUUGGCCAUCAACAACAGGAGAGGAUUUCAGAACUUCAGCUAUUUCUUCAUGUUCUAUUCAGCUGUCGUUGGAUUGGGAGCAUGUUUGAUCAGAGUCAUAUUGAAUACAUUGCUGGGGAGCUGGUUACUAGCAAGAAUUGACCGUCCACUCUUCCCAAGAGGAUAUGAAGGUGCUGAUAUGGGAUAUAAUACAUGGAUUGGCAUGCUCCAGGUGGACCUCUAUCAUACUCAUCCCGUAGCUCUGUCCUUCUGCCAUCUUCUUACACAAGACACCCUGUCAGGAAGACAUUACAGCCCCCCAGAUGUGCUCCAAGACUACAGGAAAAAAAAAACAAUCACGAAAUGGCACUUGGCUUAUACUCUCAUUAAUAAUCCGGCACUGAUACUGAACAGGAAACAAAAUACCUGUAAUGCUGCUUCUUAUAUCCAAAGUCAGUAUGUUUUGCAACGGUUACUGACCUCCGUUUUGCAGUCCCGUGGCGGGAAAUGGGUGCUCAAAGAAAAAGACAUGGAAACAUCAACAGACACUGAUGUCCAAAUUUAAUUUGUUCAAAUGCACUAAUGUCCAUUUGAAAGAGACGGUGUAAAGAAAAACCUUUGCAAGUGAUAAAAGCAUCCACGAGUAUAUUGUACAUAAAAAGGAAUAUGUACUGGUGGCUGAUGGUUAAACACAACUUGAAAACGCUUUAUGGCAAUGCAUACAAACUUUAACGUUUAGUGAUAAUCUGUUGUGUCACAAAACAUCCCCAGAAUGUAUCAGUGUUCUGAAUACUAUUCUCUACAUGUUUCAUGCAAAAAUGUCAGCCUUUUGUAUUGGCUAAUGAUUGCUAUGGCUUCCUCAUACUCGGUAUAUAAACAAGAAAAAUCCAUCCGCACUCCUUAUCACACUGGAACUGUCCACAUUCAUUCUCACACUGGAACUGUCUGCACUUAGUAUCACACUGGAACUAUCAGCACUCAUUCUCACACUGGAACUGUCCACACUCAUCAAACUGGAACCAUCUGCACUCAUCAAACUGGAACCAUCUGCACUCAUUAUCCCACUGGAACUAUCAGCACUCAUUCUCACACUGGAACUGUCCGCACUCAUUAUCACACUGGAACUAUCAGCACUCAUACUCACACUGGAACUGUCCGCACUCAUCAAACUGGAACCAUAUGCACUCAUUAUCACACUGGAACUAUCGUCACUCAUUCUCACACUAGAACCAUCCGCACUCAUUCUCACACUGGAACCAUCUGCACACAUUCAGGUCCAAAUAUUGAUCCAAAAUGUUGUGACAUCUUUAGGCAAAGGCAGAGGUUCCCAAACUGUGUGCCGUGGCUCCCUGGGGUGCCUCGGGACACUUGCAGGGGUGCCCUGGGUUGGUGGUCCUGGACCAAUUCAAAUUAUUCAUGGUCAAUGUAAUAGGCAAAACCAGUGCUGGUGGCUGCCUGUCAUAAAAUACAUGGCCAAACAGAAGCAAAUCUUGUCCCUCACCACACAACUGACCCUAAGGAUGACAUAUAAACGCGAUCUACUUAAUGUAAUAUUUCUUUCUAAAUUUCUCAAUAAGACAUUUUUGGCCUAGGGGUGAAAAAAAUUCUGAUAUUCUAGGGUGCCGUGAUUCAAAAAAGUUUGGAAACCACUGGGCAAAGGUAUUCCUUUUGUGUGCUAACUGAUGGCACUGUCUCUUUUUCCUCAUUACACACUCUUUAUAUAGUCGUGAUGGUACUCUGAUGGAUGUAAAUACAAUCCACUGCCAGUCUUGGAUGAUAAUAAAUGGUAUUCAACCUAAAUUGUUACUGUGGUGCUGUGUUCUAAUAACUCUAAUAGGGUUGAAGACAAAAUGCUUCUGGUAACUUUAAUACCAAGACAUCACUGAUAGUUAAUAGGUAAACUAACAAUAGUUAUCUCGUUUUUAAUAUGAUUAUUAUUUUAUUUUAUCAUUUUCUAUAUAAGGAUUGUGACUCAUAUGAUGAGUAACUUGUUUUCCACAGUAUGCUGAUUUUUGUUUUAUUCUGUGUUUCACUGGAACAAGACCUUUUCAAGAACGACCUGAAAAUGUCAGAUCACUGAGAGUUGUACAGCGUGGCUUACAGCCUUAACAUGCAUGUACUCUUUUCAACAAAGUAAACAUUGUAAUCACA